Molecule: messenger RNA, 2310 nt
Organism: Pelagomonas calceolata
Lineage: Eukaryota; Pelagophyceae; Pelagomonadales; Pelagomonadaceae
Source: the annotation of a GenBank genome assembly
GUGGAUUUUUGCUGGCGGGAUUUCGCGUCGGCGGGGCAGCCCCCGUUGCCCACGACCCGCUCCCAAAACAGCCUUCGACGUGGACCGGCGGCCCGCACCCAGCAGCCCUCGACGCGGACCGGCAGCCCACAAAUCACAGCCACCCCUUACACAUCACAGCCACCACAGGACGGAACCAUGGCAACGCACGGCACGCUCGACGUCGUCGUCCACCUCCACCGCUUCCGGAACGUGGACCUGUUCUCGCGGGGCAUCUACAUGGUGCGCGCGGCCGUGAAGUGCAACACUAAGCAAGCGAUCCCGCACGGCUGCUACUCGAAGCCAAGUGUGCUGUCUACCUUUGUAAGGGAUCAGGAGAUCCCGCAAACGCAUGCGAGCGACCUGCCCGCGGCCCAAGUCGUCGAUUCGUCGUCAGAAUUCUCGACGCGAGCCUUCGUUAUUAAAUAUAGGGACGAGAGGCUAGAACUUAACGAGGGUGCCCAGUUCCAAUUAUUGAUAGAGGCGAAGGAUAGUGGUGACCGGUUAAUCUUCGCGAACGACGAACCCAUCGACAUCACGCUGGAGUUGUUGAUGGCGGAACUCGAGAAACCCGGAAGUCCGCCGUCGAGGACCUCGCCCCGUCGGAGUUCGGCCGUCGCCGCCGAGAAGCCCUCUUUGUCUCCCACAUUCUCUAGAGUAGCAACGCAAACUUUAAGAGUACGACGGGACCCGACCACCAAUCAAGUGCACGCCUACUUUCCCGUGACCUUCAGUUCGAUGCACUUCUGUCAACUCGACGUGACGGUCCACUGCGCUUUGUUACACUUAAAAUUUCGCAAGCGCGUCUACGACCGCGCCGACGCGAGCGUGGAGUCGACCAUAUCUUCUUUUGAGGAGCUGCUGCGGGAUAACAGUGAUGCGCCGAAGACUCAUCGGCGCUAUACGCAACCGAUGCUCGCUUCGUUAAGUGCCACUUGUUCUGCACUUAAGGAGCGGGAGCAGACCGUCGCUACGACAACAUUGGUCGACGCUGGUAGUGUAUCGAAAGCUAUAGAAAGGGACAACGCCGCCGUCGCCAAAAAGCUGUUCCUGUUGUGGGGCCGCUUCGUGGCCCUACUACCGCGCGACGGAAAAGCGUUGUGCGAAACUCUACAAACGACGUGGCUGCGCGACCAGCGCGCGUGGUGGGGGGGUCGCUUGAGGAGCACCGAGGUCCGCAUUCAGAAAUUACUGCAACCGCGCGAGACCGACGAGUUCCGGACUUCGUUCAAGGAGCUGCGGUCGCAACCAACCCAAAGUCCGAGCAUCUGCGACAAAUCGUUGCUCAAGGAGCCGGCCCGGCUCCCCGCGGCGGCCGCGCACGUCUACCGGAGGCGGAACGACACCGAGGCGCUAUUGUCUCCGGACGCGCCUCCAUCGAACUACCGCGGGCCUCAUUUAAUAGUGAUGCAGCACGGCUGGUACGCGUCUUCAUUUGAUAUGCGUUUACUAAGGGCGUACGCUCUCCUACUCUUUCCCGGUGCUAUUGUGUUGUCUCCGCAGUCCAACGAGGACAAUAGUGGCGGUUCGAUGGGGCCCAUGGGUCAAAGGUUAGCACACGAGGUGCACAACUUCAUCAAGCACCGGUGUCCCGAUUUGUCAGAUGCCGACCCAGGUAUGGGCCGACUCAGCUUCGUGGGCCACUCGGCGGGCUCCAUGAUCGUGCGCACGGCGCUGGCGUCUCCAGUAUUAAAGCCCUACCUCCCGAAGCUCCACGCUUUUGUUUCUUUAUCGUCGUCCCAUUGCGGCAACAUGUUCGUGCCCUCGACGCUCAUCAGUGGCGGCAUGUGGGCCCUCCAGCAUCUGCACCAGUCCCAGUUCAUGGACGAGCUCCAGUUGCUGGACGCGCCGAAGGCCGAGGACGCCUUCAUGCACAGACUCUCGAAGCAGCCGGGCUUCGAGAGAUUUCGGUUCGUGGUCCUCGUCGGGUCCUUGCAGGACUCCUACGUGCCGCUCCACACGGCCCAGGCCACGAUCCCGCGGCCGGCGGAGGUCGACAAGAAGGGCGGCGGCGACGCGUACCGGCAGAUGGCCACGAACCUCCUGUCGCCGGUCAUGCAGCAAUCCGCGACGGCGUCAAAGCGGACGACGGUCGUGCGGCUCACGCUCGACUAUCGGUUCGCCCAGACGAAUUUAGAUACGGUCAUCGGCCGCGCGGCGCACCUCGCGUACAUCGACUCGUCCGCGGCGGUGCUGCUCAUCCUCUUCUCGCUCUACAACGUCCUCCGAUAGCACUUCCCACGCACGAGGGGUGUUGUUCUUGUUGGUAUUUAACUUAACCGAGUGACACAG